Messenger RNA from Hypanus sabinus (Atlantic stingray), 2641 nucleotides. It is a transcript of the gene mettl18, whose product is annotated as methyltransferase 18, RPL3 N3-histidine. Lineage: Eukaryota; Metazoa; Chordata; Chondrichthyes; Myliobatiformes; Dasyatidae. The record is from RefSeq and is a predicted model, not a curated record. The transcript has a single exon. The coding region runs from base 53 to 1225 and encodes 390 amino acids. Gene Ontology annotation, biological process: peptidyl-histidine methylation, to form tele-methylhistidine. Gene Ontology annotation, molecular function: protein-L-histidine N-tele-methyltransferase activity.
UGGAACGGGAACGGUGAUGGUCGGCCGUGUGUUGCGCGCGGCGGCGUGAGCGAUGGAAUUCAAAUUCGGGUUCCCGUUGAAUGGCGGCCCUGAGGUCGGUAGCAGCAACGGGAAGUGUCACCCCGAGUCAGGGGACCCGACGCCUGCGGUCGCCUCCCGCCCGCUCCGGGAGCACGUGGCCGAUAACCUUGCCGAUCUGAGGCCGCUGCUGGAACGGGCCGCGGUGUCGGUGCUGGUGGCCGGCGGCCUUCGGAUCAAACACAUCGAGCCUUCGGCCUGCCUGCGUCCCGAUAGAGCGGGGCUUCUGUCUGGAGCCGUGCCAGAGGAGGAGGCGGGGGACCCCGGGGCUGGCGCUGGAGCUGAGAGAUCCGGGUCUGGGACUCGGGGCGAUUCCAGCGUGGAUCCCGGGAGAUCUGAGGCCGAAGGAGACGGUUCUGCGCCCGGGACCGAGAAGGGUGGAUCUGGCGCUGCACUUGAGGGAAAUGGAGCCCAGGAGGGCGGUGCUGCGGACGAAAGAUCUGUGUCAGGUCCAGGGAAGGAAAAGCUUUCCUGGGAUCUGCUGUCCAUCUCGGAUCUGGUACCCGGCUUGUACGAGGGAGGCCUGAAGGUCUGGGAGUGCACUGUGGACCUGGUGGAGUACCUGGACAACGUGGGGCUGCAGGGCCAGAGGGUGCUGGACCUGGGCUGUGGCGCUGGGCUGUUGGGCAUCGCUGCCCUCAGCAAGGGCGCAGCCUGCGUCCACUUCCAGGACUACAACAGCGAGGUGCUGGAGCAGUUCACCAUCCCCAAUGUGGCCUUGAUGGGGCGAUCACUCCCUGGACUCGAACUGAGAGAAAGCGUGGAGCCUCCCGGGAAACGCAGCAGGACUGAGGGCCACCCCCUCUCCCGCUGCCGCUUCUUCUCGGGGCCGUGGUCACUCUUCGCUCACGUUCAUAGUGACCCUGGUGCUUCCUUCAAGUAUGAUGUCAUCUUGAGUUCAGAGACUCUCUACAACCCCCACAGCUACCCCUCACUGCACCACACGCUGUCCAGUUUGCUCUCCGACCAAGGGACUGUCUACCUGGCCACCAAGGCCCAUUACUUUGGAGUUGGUGGAGGUAUCCACCUCUUCCGGAACUUUGUAAAAGAGAAGAACACCUUCGACUUCAAGACGGUGAAAGUGAUUGAUGAUGGACUUCAGAGAUGCAUCGCAUUAAUGUCCUUCAUGAGGGGCAAGUCCUCUUGACAUUUCUUCUUCACUGUUACCAUUACCAUUGGAGCAGUGGCCUUGAUCUUGGAUUAAUGAAGCUGCCCUUUUUGUGCCAAGUGAAAAUGUUGUUUUUGUACAUCAAACAGUGCUACCCUUUAAUAAGUCAAAAUACUUUUGUAAUUUCCUACAAGUUAAAUGACUUCUGAAUGUAAUUGUAAUUACAGUGAGCUGAAUUGGAUAACUAUGGUUAAUUGCUCAUAUUUAACGCGUGCCUAAAAAGGAAAUGUGCACAAAUACAUCUCUGAACAUACAGUACUACUGCAUAAAUCAUGUGUUCUGAAAACGUUUUCAUGGUCAGCUACAGUGACAACAUUAUCUGGCUUGAACUUGCAUUAGUAUAACAGUAUAAUUGAGGCUUCAGAAGCCAGGACUAAUGUUUCAAGUACAAUGCGAUGCUUUCAGAAGAGAUUUCUUUUGAAUCUUGUAUGCUUCAUUGGAAAUGUUAGUCUUUGAUAUUAGCUCUGACAAAAUGUAGCAGGGUAAUAUUUUAAUUGGAAUUGUAUUUGAGUUUGGGAUUUUUUCCUGUUACCGUUGUUGGAAAUUAUGCCAGAAGUAUAAAUGUACUAAAUUUACCUACUGCAAGAGUAUGAGCUCAGGAGAGGCUAUGCAAUCUUUACUCAUUUGGUAUUAAAUACCUUUUGAUUUAAAUAUGUUUGCUCUGAGCAUCAUUGACAACAUUUUUUGUUGAGCAUGUUGAACUGCUGAAGGUGGGGAAUCAAGAUAGUUGCUUUGUAAAAUUGACUUCCUAGUGAAAUAGGAAAACUAUUGUUUGUGCCAUGUAACAUGCUGUGUUAUGCUAAAAUCAACACUUCAUUUGAACUCUCACCAAAACACUAUGUAUAACUAGCUAAUAGUUAUUAGCGUGUAAUUGAGAUUCCAGAAUUAAAUUAUUUAUAUCCGGUUAAUAACUUUGAAGCUGCUAUGCAGCCAUAACUUAAUAUGAUAAAUGUUAACAUGGACUUAGGUAUAUCUGGUGGACUUUCAUGACCUAGAUGACUUGGCUAGAUUGUUAUGACAGUAUCACCAGUUGUAUACUGUAUCAAUUUGACAAUCUGAUCUAUUUUGAUUUUCGUUGUAAAAAUACACAAGAUUGAGCACUAAGAGGCAUAAAGUAUCAUCCUCCCAUUAUUCAAAAGCUUCAGUGAUGGGCCUCAGCAUCAGUUCUAUAUCCUUGUCUGAUUCUCUUAAACUCUUAGUGCUCUAGUGUCCAAAGUAUCAAAGCCUUGAAUUUAUUAAAUACUGAGUAUCUGCAGCCUUUUAUAUGUAUUCCAAAGAUUAAAAACUAAAGAUACAAGAUUGUUUAUUGUCUUUCUCCAGUGUACAGGAGAAUGAAAUGAUUGUUACUUUUUUCAGUGCUGUGAAAAAAAACACAAUAAGUAUUAAGAAUACAAA